Messenger RNA from Brassica oleracea var. oleracea, 810 nucleotides. RefSeq lists its product as uncharacterized. The coding region runs from base 1 to 810 and encodes 269 amino acids. Lineage: Eukaryota; Viridiplantae; Streptophyta; Magnoliopsida; Brassicales; Brassicaceae. The record is from RefSeq and is a predicted model, not a curated record. The transcript has a single exon.
AUGGAAAAGCAGGCAACAAAAGAAGAAAUUCCAGUUGAGAAGAGAGUGAAAUCUAGGAAACCCUAUAUCCCCAAACACCUCAAGCGAGAAUUUAACAAAGAGGAACUUGAAGGAUAUCACAAGAGGGUGAAGAGGGUUCCUAAGGAUAUGUCUUUCGAGGAUGCAUAUCAUAAGUAUAGACAUGGUAAUUUCUUCAAAGAGAGCAGAGUGACUGAUAAGGAUUUUGAGAUCCUAUUUAACAAGGUCAUACGUAAACCCAAGAGGACACUGAAGAAGGAACAAGAUCCUGGAAAGUUUUUGAUUCCAUGCUCUAUACAUAGCCACCAUUUACCAAACUCUCUAUGUGAUACUGGAUCUGCAGUCAGCAUCAUGGCCAUAGACACUGCUGAGCUAUUAGGACUAAAGAUGGAACCUUCUAAAGAUAGUUUCACUUUCGUGGAUAGCUCCCGAGUAAACUCAGCAAGCAUGAUCAAGAAUGUUAAGGUGGAGAUAGUAGAAUGCAUUAUCCCUGUGGACUUUCAUGCUAUGGAUAUCAAAUCAGUCAAGACAUCUCUACUUCUUUUUGGAAGAGCCUUCAUGGCUACAGUGGGGGCAGUUUGUGAUCUUAAGAGAAAUAAGAUGUGUCUGACUAAUGUUAAUGAAAUUGUCUUCUAUGAUCCCAUGGAAAAGAAGAAAAGUGAGGAGCUUAUUUCAUGCAUAGAGAUGUUUGAAGAUCCAGGACCUACAGCUGAUUCAAAUCACGAGCCUGCAAUACCAGAAUCAGCGUCGGUCGACAUUGGCAUUGCAGCAUCGGUCGACUUCCAGUCCUAA